CACCAUGCCCGCCCUCGCCCGCGCCCUACUGAACGCGCGCGUCGCGCCCGCGCCCGCGCGAUCGCACGCUCGAACGCACCGCCGCGCGACGAUCCGCGCGGCGUCGCGCGACCGCGUCUUUGACGCCCAGGACUUGGCGCUGAGCGACCUCACCGCGCUGUCCCCGCUCGACGGACGCUACGCGAGCAAGACCGCGGCGCUGCGAGGCGCGUUCAGCGAAUUCGCGCUCAUCCGCGCGCGCGUCUACGUCGAAGUGCGAUGGUUGCAAACGCUCGCGGCGAUUCCAGAGGUGGUGGAGGUGCCGCCGCUGAGCGCGGAGGCGAACGCGUUCCUGGAAAACUAUCUGACGAAUUUCGACGUCGUCGAAGCGGCCAAGGUGAAGACGGUCGAACGGACGACGAAUCACGACGUCAAAGCAGUGGAGUACGUGUUGAAGGACGCGCUGAUGACGCAGCCGGAGCUGGCAAAGAUUAUGGAAUUCACGCACUUUGCGUGCACGAGCGAGGAUAUUAAUAAUUUGAGUCACGCGUUGAUGUUGAGAGAUGGCGUGGCGACGUUGAAGCCCGAGAUGACGAAGAUGAUCGAUGCGAUCGCGGCUAUGGGGGUUGAUUACGCCGCGACGCCGAUGAUGAGUCGCACGCACGGUCAACCGGCAUCGCCGACGACGUUGGGUAAGGAGAUGGCCAACGUGGCGUACCGCUUGGCGCGUCAAGUGAAGCAGCUCGAUUCAAUUCCGUUGUACGGUAAAAUGGCCGGUGCCGUGGGUAACUACAACGCGCACAUGUCGGCAUAUCCAAACGUGAACUGGCAGGCGGUGGCGGAAAAGUUCGUGACCGGACUUGGGCUUGAUUUCAAUCCAUACGUGACGCAAAUCGAGCCGCACGAUUACAUGGCUGAGCUCUUCGCGUGCGUGGAGCGAUUCAACACCAUCACGCUCGACUUCGACCGCGAUAUUUGGUCAUACAUCUCAAUCGGCUAUUUUAAGCAAAAGACCAUCGCGGGUGAGGUCGGUUCUUCGACGAUGCCGCAUAAGGUGAACCCGAUCGACUUUGAAAACUCUGAGGGCAACGUCGGCUUGGCAAACGCCGUUUUCGCGCAUCUCGCCGCCAAACUUCCCGUUUCUCGGUGGCAGCGCGACUUGACCGACUCAACCGUUUUGCGAAACAUGGGUGUCGGCUUCGGAUAUUCCAUUCUCGCCUACCAAUCCACCCUUCGCGGUAUCAGUAAGCUCGAAGUCAACGCGCAAGCCAUGGCGGACGAUUUGGAUGUCAACUGGGAGGUGCUCGCUGAACCAAUUCAAACUGUCAUGCGCCGAUACGCGGUCGAAAAGCCGUACGAAAAGCUCAAGGAACUAACUCGUGGCCGCCGCGUCGACGCCGAAGGCAUGCGCGAGUUUGUGUCCAACCUCGAUAUUCCGGACGAGGGCAAGAAGAGCUUGCUUGCGCUCACUCCGAGCACUUACAUUGGCAACGCGACGGCUCAAGCGAAGGAUAUCUUGAACAAGUUGGCUGAAAUCAAGUAG
This is a messenger RNA of Ostreococcus lucimarinus CCE9901, 1522 nucleotides long. RefSeq lists its product with no specific name. NCBI's taxonomy places the organism in Eukaryota, Viridiplantae, Chlorophyta, Mamiellophyceae, Mamiellales, Bathycoccaceae. The record is from RefSeq and is a predicted model, not a curated record. The transcript has a single exon. Gene Ontology annotation, biological process: IMP biosynthetic process. Gene Ontology annotation, molecular function: N6-(1,2-dicarboxyethyl)AMP AMP-lyase (fumarate-forming) activity. The coding region runs from base 5 to 1522 and encodes 505 amino acids.